Torulaspora globosa is the source of this 1089-nucleotide messenger RNA. RefSeq names its product putative serine/threonine-protein kinase PPG1 (gene PPG1). The transcript has a single exon. Gene Ontology annotation, biological process: peptidyl-serine dephosphorylation. The record is from RefSeq and is a predicted model, not a curated record. Lineage: Eukaryota; Fungi; Ascomycota; Saccharomycetes; Saccharomycetales; Saccharomycetaceae. Gene Ontology annotation, molecular function: protein serine/threonine phosphatase activity. Bases 1 to 1089 code for a protein of 362 amino acids. Gene Ontology annotation, cellular component: FAR/SIP/STRIPAK complex.
AUGGAAUUGGAUGAAUGCCUGGAGCUGCUUUACCAGGGAAGGCUGUUGCCGGAGGUUACAGUGAGAGCGCUGUGUUUCAAACUGAAAGAGAUGCUGGUGAAAGAGUCGAAUGUAGUGCAUAUCAGCACGCCGGUUACUGUUGUUGGGGAUAUCCAUGGGCAAUUCCACGACUUGCUGGAGAUCUUCCAGAUAGGCGGAGCGGCUCCAGACACGAACUAUCUGUUUCUAGGCGAUUACGUGGACAGAGGACUGUACAGCGUCGAGACUAUAAUGUUGCUGGUGGUGCUGAAACUGCGAUAUCCACACCGGGUUCAUCUUUUGAGAGGCAACCACGAGUCGCGGCAGAUCACACAGAGUUACGGGUUCUACACAGAGUGUCUGAACAAGUACGGCGAUGGAUCGAAGGUGUGGCACUACCUGACGGAUCUGUUUGACUAUCUCGUGCUGUGCUGCAUAAUAGACAACGAGCUGUUUUGCGUUCAUGGAGGGCUCUCGCCGAACGUGCAGACCAUCGACCAGAUCAAGAUCAUAGACCGCUAUCGCGAGAUCCCGCACGACGGGGCGAUGGCGGACCUGGUGUGGUCGGAUCCGGAGGAGAUCAAUGCGGGCAGCAUGGACCACCGCGAGGAGUUCUACCGCGAGUCGUCGCAGCACUUCCAGGUAUCGCCGCGCGGAGCCGGUUACACGUUUGGCCGUUGCGUGGUCGAGAAGUUUCUGCAUUCCAACAACAUGAGCCGAAUAUACAGGGCGCACCAGCUGUGCAAUGAGGGUUACCAGGUCUACUUCGACGGCCUGGUCACCACCGUGUGGUCUGCCCCCAACUACUGUUACAGAUGCGGCAACAAGGCCUCGAUCCUAGAGUUGUACUCAACAAACGAGUUCUACUUCAACGUCUUCGAUGAAGCACCCGAAAACAAGCUGUUGAACGAAACCGUCAACCCAUCCGCGACCAAUCUCAAAGCCAUUAGUGAAUAUUUCAAAGAGCCCGUCUCCGACCCACUGCAGCCCGAGUCCUCAGAGCCCGAUGUGUUCUCAGACGCCUACCAGGCACGUUCAGCCUCAUCCCGACGCGUCGAGUAUUUCCUGUGA